Messenger RNA from Dendrobium catenatum, 1029 nucleotides. Its product is annotated as mucin-2-like. NCBI's taxonomy places the organism in Eukaryota, Viridiplantae, Streptophyta, Magnoliopsida, Asparagales, Orchidaceae. The record is from RefSeq and is a predicted model, not a curated record. Bases 1 to 1029 code for a protein of 342 amino acids. The transcript has a single exon.
AUGGAGGACUAUGAGAAAGCUUGGUCAAAAGUAAAGUGGUUCUUUUUCGGUAAGCCAUUUCUUCUCCAAAAAUGGUCCCCCAAGUUGCGUCCCAAGGGUGAAAAUCUCAACUCCUUUUCGAUUUGGGUAAAAAUUCAUGACUUAUCGUUGGUGUGCUGGAAUUCGGAGGGGAUUUCUACGAUUGCUAGCAAGAUAGGUAUACCACUUGCUGUGGAUGCCCUUACUGCCCACAUAACUCGUCUCACCUUUUCUCGUGUUUGUGUUCAAGUCUCUGCUAACGUUGUCUUCCUGGAUGAAGUCCCUAUUUCUCUGGAGGAUGAAGUCUUUAGCCUAAAAAUUCAAUACGAGUGGAAGCCAUCUCCUUGUGAGCACUGUAAAUCCUUGGCACACUUCUCUUCUUCUUGCCCUUCUAAACUUGAGUAUGCUUCUAUCCCGGUCACGUCUGAGAAUACUAAUUUUUGGUGUUCCUCUUCUUGUGGGCAGAGUAGGAGUAGAAGGCCUCAUUCUCACAAUCCCCCUAUUACCCCUUCUAUUCCUCUUCCCAACAAUCCCGCUGCCUUGCAUCCUAUUCCCACCACAACCCCUGAUGUAGCCUCGAAAUUUACCUCGGCCCUACCUCAACCAUUAAAUGUCCCUCCUCCACAACAACUCCCCUCCACCAUUAUUCACUCCCAAAACAAUGCUCCAUAUGGCUUGACCAUCCCCGCCCCAGCCCCUCCUACCUCUGUGGACCCGCCUGCUUCCAACAUCCCAAACUUAAACUCCCCCACUGAUGAGGUUUCCUCCUCGAGCACCAACCCCUUGCCAAGCUUAACUUCUCCCCCCAAAGUUUAUUCUCCCAAUAAAUUUGAUACAUUACAACUUUUAGAGGAAGACCAGGGAACUUCGACUACAUGUCUUCUCUCUGUUAAGGAUACCUCUACAUUUGUUAUGGAUGCGGAAGUCACUUUACCCCCACCAAGUCGAACACAAUCUGCUAAAUCUUCUAAGGGAAAGCAAGCUAGAAAGCCCCUUACUCCUCAUAGAUAA